AUGAAAUUUAUAAUAGUAUUACUAUUAAUAACAUGUCUGGUGGCAAAUGCUACAAGUAAAUUUGACAAUCGAAGAAAAAAGUCGGCUGGUGAUAUCGUAGUUACUACUGAUGGUCCAAUUCGUGGUGUUGUCGCUCCUACUCAUCGUGCAUUUUAUGGUAUUCCAUAUGCAUCACCACCAGUUGAUCAUUUAAGAUUUAAUGAUCCAGUAGAUGUACCUGUUUGGACAGAGGUUAGAGAUUGUCUUACUCCAUCAAAGGGAUGUGUUCAAAAUUGUAAUUUACCAUUGGGAGCAUGUCCAACUGAAUACUCUGAGGAUUGCUUGUACCUCGAUGUAUUCACCCCAGCCAAUUCCUAUCUUAAAAUCAAUGAAGCUCCACGUCCAGUACUUGUAAACACUCCAGGUGGUGCAUUCCAGGUUGGUUCGGGAUCAGUCCCACUCUAUGACGCCUCGUAUAUGGCCAAUUCAUCUGGUAUCAUUGUGGUUGUGAUCAACUAUCGUUUGGGUGCACUUGGUUUCCUAGCCACUCCUUCGACAUCUGGUAAUUUUGGAUUCGUCGAUCAGGUCAAGGCACUGCAUUGGGUGCGCGACAAUAUUCAUGUGUUUGGAGGUGAUCCCGACAGAGUUACUCUUUUGGGUCAGUCUGCUGGUGGUUUGUCUGUCGCCGCUCAUCUUGCCUCGCCAUUAUCAUCCAACCUCUUCCACAAGGCCAUCAUCAUGUCGUCUCCUACGACGCUUGGAUUCAAGCCACAAGCAGACGCCUUGAAAAAGGGACUCAAGUUUGCUCAAAAGUUGGGGUGCCCAGACCAAUCACUCGCCUGUCUCCGUUCCUAUGAUGCUAGCGAUGUUUUGACCGCUCAACUUGCCGUCUCCGGCGUUGACCCCACCGACCUGCUCAACUCGUUCACUCCAUUUUCUCCAGUCCUCGACGACCAAACCUUUAUGAUGCAACCAAUCAGCAUCUUUAACACGACCAACUACAACGACGUUCCAGUCAUCAUUGGCCAUGUCAGAGAUGAGACACAGCUCUUUAUCUACCUUGGUCUCAAUCGUACACUCAGUAACCUCGAGUACCAGUUGGCCACAGUUCAAAUAUUUCCGGGUAAUGCUAUAGCAGUCCGAGCCAUCUAUCCAGGUCCUGUGUGGGCCGACAACCGUCCAGUCAUCACCACACUCACCAACGACUACUUGUUUGCCUGUCCCACACGUCGUAUCUUGCGUGACUUGGCCAUCAACUCGGAUCACCCAGUCUAUGCCUACCACUACAAGCAUCUCAAGGAGGCACCACGCAUAUACCCAUGCGAACAAAAGGUAUGCCACGGAGAGGACCUUCCAUACCUUUUCAACACAUACGAAAAAAUGGGCUUUUACGCCAGUCCAGGUGAAAUUGAAAUGUCGGUCCAAAUGAACAACUACUUUGCCAACUUUGUUGUCAAUGGUGACCCCAACAUCGGACUCGAGGUUGACAAGGAUUGGGACCAGUAUUCUGAAAACCAAACGUACCUCUCUAUCGAUGUCAAUGACUUUGCAAUGGUCGAUGUCGAUGGCUUGUAUCCAGGCUGUGAUCUAUUUGAUACUCUUCCAAAUGCCUAUAGUCCAGGUACCAAUCCUCCAGCUAGCAGAAGAAGACCAAAUCCAAAUCAAACUAAAACUGUCACCAAAUCAAAACAUCAAAGAAAAAAUUAA
Cavenderia fasciculata is the source of this 1686-nucleotide messenger RNA. Its product is annotated as cAMP-regulated D2 protein precursor. Gene Ontology annotation, molecular function: cholinesterase activity. The record is from RefSeq and is a predicted model, not a curated record. The coding region runs from base 1 to 1686 and encodes 561 amino acids. Lineage: Eukaryota; Evosea; Eumycetozoa; Acytosteliales; Cavenderiaceae. The transcript is spliced from 2 exons.